Molecule: messenger RNA, 1219 nt
Organism: Hydractinia symbiolongicarpus
Lineage: Eukaryota; Metazoa; Cnidaria; Hydrozoa; Anthoathecata; Hydractiniidae
Product: mechanosensory protein 2-like
Exons: 4
Coding region: 54-905 (283 amino acids)
Cellular component (GO): plasma membrane
Source: RefSeq, a predicted model, not a curated record
UUCUAGUGUACAUAUAAAGGUGAAAUAGUAUUAUUAAGAUUGAACCCGUACAAAUGAGCAAUUUGGAAAUGUCUGACAAGACUCAACACACAUAUGGAAACGAUGAUAAUGAUCAGUCUGAUGCAGAAAGCGGAAUUGGUUGUUGUGGUUGGUUUCUGACCAUAUUAUCUCUCAUCAUUGUAGCCUGCACUUUUCCGCUGUCUCUGUUCUUUUGUUUGAAGAUUGUUCAAGAGUAUGAAAGGGCUGUAAUAUUUCGUGUUGGUCGAUUAGUAUCUGGUGGUGCGAAGGGACCCGGAAUCUUCUUCAUCCUGCCUUGUGUUGACAAUUACAUCAAAGUUGAUUUGAGAGUUGUGUCAUUUGACGUUCCUCCUCAGGAGAUCUUAUCGCGUGACAGUGUAACCAUUACUGUUGAUGCUGUCACAUACUUUCGCGUGUCAAGUCCAAUUGCAUCCGUGUGUAAUGUCGAGGACGCACAGAGAUCUACAAAACUACUUGCGCAAACUACACUCCGUAAUGAAUUGGGUACAAAAAAUCUGAGUGAGGUAUUGUUGGAGAGGGAACAAAUCAGUCACAGCAUUCAACGUAUUCUGGAUGAAGCGACUGACCCAUGGGGUGUGAAAGUGGAACGUGUGGAAAUCAAAGAUGUCAGGCUCCCUCCUAUGUUACAACGUGCUAUGGCUGCUGAGGCAGAAGCCUCUCGUGAAGCAAAGGCUAAGGUAAUUGCGGCUGAAGGUGAAAUGAAUGCUGCGCGUGCAUUAAAAGAAGCGGCUGAUGUUAUAGCGGAAUCACCACAAGCUCUUCAAUUGAGAUACCUUCAAACAUUACAAACCAUCUCUGCAGAGAAGAACUCGACCAUUGUAUUCCCCCUACCCAUUGAUAUGUUAAAUAGAGCUAUGGGUAAAUAAAGGAACGGUUCUGUUAGAUAAAGUUAUUAUAACUAUAUAAGUACUGAUCACUUGGGAUUUAUGUUAGCUUCAAAUAGUUUCGAAAAUUGUAAAAAAUAUAUGUAGGUUGGUCACGUGUAUAUAUGUGUACAAAAUGAUGAUUCUUCUUCUUUAUUUUUACGUUCAAUUAUAUUUAUCACAAAAUAUUUUUUUGCACCAUGUUAUAAUUUUUUGUUGAUACAAUGUUUUUUUCUUCGCAUAGAAUAUAAAAGAUAAAUUAGUUUAUUGUUAAAAAUCUUUUUUAGUUCCAUUUCAAAGAUGUUUUAAAUGUUCAA